AUGGCUUCUGGCCCAAGAAACGCAGCCCCGACCCAAGUUGGGAGUUUCGAUUUUGUCCAUUACUGCCCUGCCUGGACAGAUCCGAACUGGCAGGAUGAAGGCCCUGAACGAGAUGCGAGUGUCUUUGACGUCAAAGACAGCGUUUUUGAUCGCCUACGCCCAGCUCUUCUGCCUCGAGACAACUUCGAGAAGCCAACUGUUUACGCUCAACGAUUCGGAAUUUUUCCUGGUCGAACCGAUGGUCGUUCGAGAACAUCGCCCACACGAGCUGAGAGUCGACAAAUCUUUCCUGCCAGCUCUGAUAUUCGAAAUGGAAAGGAACUAUUUGGACGCUUCGAAGAUCUGGCCAAAGCAGCAAACGAGCACGUUGACGAUUACAUGGAGAGAACAAGGCCAGAUAUGCAAAAGUUGGAUGAAACCGAACAACGAUUCAUGCAACAGUAUGAAAAUCUAGUCAUAGAUGAGAACUGGCAGACCAUCCUUUUCGGGAGCAUGACUAUGGAUGAAUUGCAAGCCGAAGGAUAUUUCUCGAUGUGCGAUACCAAGUUUGACAGCCUCGGGGGCCACAUCUCAGAGUAA
Messenger RNA from Fusarium musae, 579 nucleotides. RefSeq lists its product as uncharacterized. Bases 1 to 579 code for a protein of 192 amino acids. The transcript is spliced from 2 exons. Lineage: Eukaryota; Fungi; Ascomycota; Sordariomycetes; Hypocreales; Nectriaceae. The record is from RefSeq and is a predicted model, not a curated record.